AUGGACCAAACCAUUACGAGAGGGGCGGGGGUGGAAAGCGCUCCCCCGCGCAGCAGCGCUGCUAUUGGUUAGCUCCGCCCUCUAGUUUCCUCUUCCUUCCCGGCUUCCGUCCUUUCCUUUCUCGUCCGCAGCCUCAGCCUCGCGUCGCUGCUAUGGCCAAGAUCAAGGCCCGUGACUUACGAGGGAAGAAGAAGGAAGAGCUGUUGAAGCAGCUGGAUGACCUCAAGGUGGAACUGUCCCAGCUGCGGGUCGCCAAGGUGACUGGCGGAGCAGCCUCCAAGCUCUCCAAGAUCCGGGUCGUCCGCAAAUCCAUCGCCAGGGUGCUGACAGUCAUUAACCAGACCCAGAAGGAAAAUCUCCGGAAGUUCUACAAAGGCAAGAAGUACAAGCCUCUGGACCUGCGGCCCAAGAAGACGCGUGCCAUGAGACGCAGGCUCAACAAGCACGAAGAGGGGCUGAAGACGAAGAAGCAGCAGCGGAGAGAGCGCCUCUACCCCCCUCGGAAAUACGCUGUCAAGGCAUGAGCGGGGGGGCGGGGUGCAGCGGACCCCCUGGCUACUGCGUUCUCAUUAAAGGUGUUUUGUCUUUCGAA
Messenger RNA from Hemicordylus capensis (graceful crag lizard), 592 nucleotides. It is a transcript of the gene RPL35, whose product is annotated as ribosomal protein L35. Gene Ontology annotation, molecular function: structural constituent of ribosome; mRNA binding. Gene Ontology annotation, cellular component: cytosolic large ribosomal subunit; ribosome. Gene Ontology annotation, biological process: maturation of LSU-rRNA from tricistronic rRNA transcript (SSU-rRNA, 5.8S rRNA, LSU-rRNA); translation. Bases 153 to 524 code for a protein of 123 amino acids. The transcript has 4 exons. NCBI's taxonomy places the organism in Eukaryota, Metazoa, Chordata, Lepidosauria, Squamata, Cordylidae. The record is from RefSeq and is a predicted model, not a curated record.